AUGAAUUCAUCCGAUUUAAAUUUUUAUAUAAAUAAACAUAGAAAAGCUUAUGAAGAAAGACUUAAAAAGGAAUUAGAAAGUCAAGAAAAUAAAAAUAAAGAGGGACCAAAAGCCAUUAAUAAAAGUGAAGAAAAAGAGAAUUUAGUAAAAGAAGAUAAUUUAAGUCAAGUUGAAUCUGAUUAUAUAUACGCUCUCAAAUUAAAUGAAUCAUUAAAUGGAAAUAUUCUAAAUAAUAACACUCAAGAAAAAAACAAUUUUAAUAGUAUCAUAGAUACAAAAAAUAAUUACAAAGACUUAAAUGAAAAUUAUAACGAAGAAAAUGAUGAUAACGUAAGAAAACCAGAUAAUACAUAUGUUGAAUGUCUUUUAGAAGAUAAUGUUUUAAAUUCAUAUUGUGUAGAUUAUAAUUUUAGAAAUAUAAGGAAUAAAUCAAAUUCAUUUAAUGAUAAUAAUCAUUUUAAUGAACAGAAUAAUAUUGUUAUAAGUUCUGAUGAUGACAAAAGUGUAGAUAUUCUAAAAAAUCCAGAUUCUUUUAAAAAUAAAAAUUCUUGUAUAAAGAAUGAUGCAAUUUCUUAUAAAGAAGAAAAAGGUGAUGUUUUCUGUGUAAAUAAUGAAAAUUUAGUAUCUUAUAAAAAAAAAAAAAAAAUAAAUAAUCAGGAUUCUAAUAAAGAUAAUGAAAUAAAUAUAAUAAAUAAAAAUAAAGAAAAUUUUUUAAAAAAAAAUUUUCCUUUUAAUUCAAAUAAUAAUAAUGAAUUAUUAUUUUCUGAUAAAAAAAAAUUAAAAAAUGAAAAAAUUUCAAAUGGCACAAAGAAUUAUAGAAUUGAAUCAAGUCAUUCCAUUCAGUCAAUUCAUUUAGAAAAAGAGAAUUCGAUAAAUGUAGAAAAUAUGGAUAAAUAUGACACAGAAAAUUCAAAAAUUCAAAAUUAUGAUGAUUUGAUUACUUAUAAUAGUCGCAUAAAAGGCUAUGAAAGUUUAAGUAAUACACCAAUAUGGAAACCAGAAGAAGUUAGUUAUAUAUACCCAGAGGAUGUAAAUUAUCUGUAUGAUGAUGAAAAAUAUAAAUCAAUGAAAAAUAAUGUAAGAAACGAAAAAAUAAAUAUAAUAAAUUGCAAUUAUGAAAAAUCAAAAAAAAAAACCAAUAAUAAAGAUGGGGAUACAAAUAAAAAUAUAAAAAUUAAUAAUAUAAAAAAUGAGGAAAUAAAAUCAAGAUAUAAAAAUGAGAUUAGUAUAAAAAAUAACAAUAAUAAUAUGCAUAGUGAGUUUAUCAACAGUGAAAAGGAUUUAUUUCAUGAUUUUAAAGAAAAAAGUGAUAAGAGAAAUAAAAAUAUUGAAAAAACUUACAAAAUGAAAAAGUUGGAAAAUAAAAAUAGUAAAAAAUAUGAAGAAAUUCUUAGCAAUGAUUAUGAAUAUAAUUACAAGGAAUGCAAAAAUAAAAGAGCUAAUAAUAUUAUAGAAGAAAAGAAUAAUCGACAAUAUGAAGAUAAUAAUAGACAUCACUUAAAAUUAUCUAAAAAAUGCUUAUUAAAUGAAGAAAUAACAGAAAUAUGUGAUAAUAAAAAUAUUUAUUUAAAAAAUAAUUCAAAAUUUUUAUACAUGAAUAAAAAUAAUGAUAAUGAAGAAAAGAACUUAAACAAAUUCUAUUAUUAUGAUAAAUAUGAAAAUUCUGUCAACAGAAAUACACCAGAUAUUAUAAGUAAUAUAACGGAUACAAAAAAAAACAAAACAAAUAAUAUUUUAAAAAGUAAUACAAUCAAUAAUUUAAAUAAUCAUAUAAUUAAUAAUGCAUUAAUUAAUUUAGACAAUAAUUCACGUGUAAUUGUUGAUAAAGAUUAUAGGAAUAGAGUUAAUACAGAAAAUAAAAAUAAUAAUUCAUUAAAAAAAAAUAACUUAAAUAAUUUUAUUUUUAAUCAUUCAAAAGAAAAUUAUAAAAAUGCGCAAAUAAAUGAAAAUAUGAAAAACGUGCAUCCUAAUGACAGCAUUAAAAACGGUAAAAAUGAAACUACAAAAUUUUCAGUCGAUAAUAUUAAAUGCAUCAAUUUUAAUAAAAAUAAAGAAGAAGUAUUAGAAAAAAAUAGUUCUUAUAAUAAAACGCAAAAUUAUAACUUUGAAGAUAAUAAAACUUAUAAAAACAAUGAGUUUGUAAGUUUUUCGAAUAUAGAUACAUUUAAUAAUAAAAAUAUUAAUAGCAGCCAUUUUAAUGAUAAAAAGGAUAAAACAAUUGUAAAAAAUGAAUCUCCAUGUAUUAAUAAUUCAUACGAAUUUAAAAUAUCAAAAAACAUAAAAAAUAUUUCUUCAGAUAAAGGCGUACAUAUAAAUAAUUACAAUAAUACCAAUAUUAAUACUAUUUUCAUCGAUGAUAACGACAAUAAUAAUAUUUUUAUUAAUAAUAAAAACAGAAAUACAAAAUAUAAUUUAGUUCGUAAUACAAAUGAUGGUUUAUUCUCAUCUACUUAUAAUAAAGUCAAUCAUAUAACUAAUGAUAUUUGCAAUAAUAACACUUUACAAAAUAAAAAUUAUUUAGAUACGAAAAGUGAUUUCUCUUAUAAUAACAUAUACAUUAGUUCUUUAAAUAGUAAAGAUCAAAGUAGAAUGGAUAAAAAUUAUUGUAAUGAAAACCAAUCGAAUAAAUAUAAAAAUGAUAUACUAAUAAAUCGCAAGGAAUAUGAACAAGAAAAUAAUUUAAAUGACCUUAAUAAAAAUAGAUUUUAUAAUUAUAUAAAUAAUGAACUAGAUAAUGAAAAAAGCAUCCAGAAGGACUUUUUAAAUAACAACUGUUAUAAUAAUUAUAGAAACAUUAUUAGCAUACACAAUUCUGACACUAGUGAUAAUAAUAAUAUGAGUAAAAAAGAAAACGAUAAAAAAAAAUUUAUUGGUUAUAAGGAAAAUAAAGAUGUUUUAAAAAAUGAUAAUUAUGAAAUAUAUGGAAAUAAUAAGGGAGAAGAUAAUAUGAAUCAUUCAAGUAAUAAUAACAUGUUAUCAAAAAAUAAUUACAUACAUAAUGAAAAUAACAUAAGAAAAGAUAUUGAAGGAAGUAAUAACAUUGUGUAUAUUAAAGAUGAUUAUAUAUAUGAAACUAAUAUAAGUGAUCGAGAAAAUGGAAAUUUCAAAAAUGAAAAUUUUGAUAAGAAGCAUAACCAUUAUAUUAAUAUAAAUAGAACUAACACGCAUGAUUAUGUUAAAAAUAACACAAAACAUUCAUUAAAUGAUAUAAAUUUAUCCUUAUCUAGUGAAUAUUUUGUUGAUGAUGAUAAUAUUACAAGUAAAAAUUUAGUGAACAAACUAAAUGUACAUAGUAAUAAUGACAAUAUUAAAAAUAUUCCUAAAAAUGAAAAGAAUUCAUUUGAUAUAACAACAAACGAUAUAUCAAAAGAAUAUGUUAAAUAUUCUAGAAAUUAUAGUACACAUGAACAUAACUAUGAUAAUAAUAUUGAACAUAAUUUCAAUCAAAAUAUAGAUAACAAUGUGUUAUCAUCAUAUUAUAAUGAAGAAAGUACUAAUGAUGAAGAUGUAUUUAUUCAGCAAGCCAUAAUCAAUAGUUUAACUGAUUUGUAA
This is a messenger RNA of Plasmodium gallinaceum, 3552 nucleotides long. Its product is annotated as conserved Plasmodium protein, unknown function. The coding region runs from base 1 to 3552 and encodes 1183 amino acids. The transcript is spliced from 2 exons. The record is from RefSeq and is a predicted model, not a curated record. NCBI's taxonomy places the organism in Eukaryota, Apicomplexa, Aconoidasida, Haemosporida, Plasmodiidae.